AUCACCACCGAGAGCCAUUCUGAGAUUAGCUUCCGCUGAAACAGAAAGUAGCUUUCCGCGGAAUACCGAACCCACAGUGACUGAAAAAAUAUGGGACCGAACCUAAUAACUCUUGUGAUUCUCACUUACUCAUAUACAGCAUCAAUAUCAGCAUCAACAGUUGCCGGUGUAGAGAUCGUUACUCGUUUCGACCAUACUACAAAAUUGCCUUUCGAAGGUAUUACAUCUCGGGACCCAGUAAAUUACGUUGUAAUUCAUCACAUGCCAAAAUCAGGAGGAGCAGCACAAGGAGCUACAACACCCCAGGCAGCAUAUUACAGCCCUGAAUCCUGUAAAGCUACUACGGUCCAUUCAGCACAAAAUGGGCAUAUGUCAAAUAAUAGAUGGGACGAUAUCGGCUACGAUUUCCUAAUCGGAGACGAUGGAAACAUUUACCAAGUUCGAGACUUUAACUCGAUGGGGUCACCUACCCUCCAGCACAACACCCGAAGUGUUGGCAUUUGCAUGAUUGGAGAUUCGUCAGAUUUGAAAUUAUUAGCGAAGUUGUUCAACAUCCUCAAAAACUUUCUGGAAAACGGAGUUGCAAAUGGAUAUAUUGCUAGAAACUAUCAGCUAAUUGGACGAAGUCUGUUGGAAACGAUUCUAUUUCCAGCUUUGCUGCCCAACAUCAUGAUGGCAUACGUAACACGUGAAGAAUGGGGCGCGAAACCAGCGAAGCUUGUGGAAAAAUUUAGAGGACCCUCACCAUACGUUAUAAUUCACCAUUCCUAUCAGCCCGGGGCAUGUUUCACAACGGACGACUGUAAGGCUGCCAUGCGAUCCAUGCAGGAAUUCCAUCAGAUCGGUAGGGGUUGGAAUGAUAUUGGAUAUACAUUUGCUAUCGGAGGCGAUGGAAAUAUUUAUGAGGGACGAGGAUUCAAUGUGGUUGGAGCACACGCCCCAGGCUAUAAUAAUCGAAGUGUUGGCAUAUGUGUUAUUGGCGAUUGGCGAUUCAAACUCCCACCGCCAAAUAUGCUGGAAGCUGUUCAUAAUUUGAUUGAUUACGGAGUCUCAAAGGAAUUCAUAGCUAAGGACUUUAAGUUGUUGGGUCAUCGACAAGUAAGGGAUACGGAGUGUCCGGGAGACAGGCUUUUUGAUGAAAUUACUACUUGGCCACAUUGGUCAGCGUUCCCGUCACAGAGCAAUAAAAAAAUCAACGUAUGAUUAGCAAUGCAAUCAACCCUCUCUGAUGUGUAUAUAAUUAUCGUAGUUUAAUUAAUUUAUUAGCUUAGAAUAAAUACAUAUGUCAGGUAGAUGUAAAGUCAAGUAAAUGAUGUGCAUACACUUAAGCUGUAUAUAAAUAUAAAUACAAAAGAGAAGA
Hermetia illucens (black soldier fly) is the source of this 1360-nucleotide messenger RNA. Its product is annotated as peptidoglycan recognition protein 3-like. Lineage: Eukaryota; Metazoa; Arthropoda; Insecta; Diptera; Stratiomyidae. The transcript is spliced from 5 exons. Gene Ontology annotation, molecular function: zinc ion binding; N-acetylmuramoyl-L-alanine amidase activity. Gene Ontology annotation, biological process: peptidoglycan catabolic process. Bases 91 to 1203 code for a protein of 370 amino acids. The record is from RefSeq and is a predicted model, not a curated record.